AUGUAUGCAUUUGAACCCUCGAUGGAUUUCAAGACAAUGCUUCCCUUUGUGGCGUUUUUGUGUGUGCUUCUGAUCAGCUCCUCCGAUGCCGAACAGCAAAAACCAAGCAGCUUCCUCAGUAACUAUUCCAGUUACAAAAACAUCUGUCAUAAAAUGGGCUGGGAACCAAAAUGUAGAACUGAGGCUACAAAGGAUUGCAAUGGAAAAAUUGUUGCCUUCCAUGCGAUUCUUUCUAAAAGACUUCAUAAUGUACCUACAAAUACCAUCAUUAAGUUUGGAAAAGUUCUGGUGAACGAAGGAAGUGGAUAUAACACAACCACGGGUAAAUUUACAGCCCCGUUUGAUGGCGUCUACUCAUUUUCUUGGUCUUAUUGUACUGACAAAGGUACUAAUGCAUACCUUGGUGGAUAUGUGGAUGGCAACUUGAUAACCAAAAUAUCUAAUUACGCCCAGGCAAGCACUUGGAAAAACACAUCAGGUCAUCUCGUCAUCAAACUGAAGAAAGGGAAUACGUUUUGGGUUCAGACGUAUUAUGUUACUGCUAAGCUUAUACAUGAAGAGUACACAUUUCUGUCAGGAUACAAACUAUCUGGUUGUUAA
Messenger RNA from Magallana angulata, 600 nucleotides. Its product is annotated as complement C1q tumor necrosis factor-related protein 3-like. The record is from RefSeq and is a predicted model, not a curated record. NCBI's taxonomy places the organism in Eukaryota, Metazoa, Mollusca, Bivalvia, Ostreida, Ostreidae. Gene Ontology annotation, molecular function: protein binding. The coding region runs from base 1 to 600 and encodes 199 amino acids. The transcript has 3 exons.